UUGGGACAGGUUGGGAGACCUGCAUUCGAUGAGUUUCUGAAGAAAUAUAUUGCUACCUUCAAGUUCCAAUCAAUUGAUACUGAAACAUUCCUUGACUUCCUUAAAGCUAACAUACCUGGCAUAGAGAACCAGAUUGACUUGGUGCGGUGGACGGAAGGUACUGGCAUUCCUCCUGAUGCUUAUGAACCUGAUUCAACUAUUUAUAAACAGAUUGUUUCACUGGCAAAUGAGUUCAAAAAUGGGAGGAUUCCAAGGGAAGAUGAAGUUGCUGAUUGGCAAGGUCUGCAGUGGGAGCUCUACUUGGAAAACUUGCCGGAACCGAUUGAAGCUUCUCAGCUUGUAGAGUUGGACUCACGCUACAAGUUAGCUGAGUCGAAAGAUUACGAUGUAAAGACGGCAUUUCUCAAAUGGGCUAUUUCAUGCGGAUGCAAAACUUACUACAAUGAAGUGGAGAAAACCUUAAAAGAAGUUGGGAGGAUAAAGUAUCUUCGUCCACUUUAUACUGCUCUUAUGAGUGGGAACGAAGAUGAUAAAGUAUUUGCCAAAAGAGUAUUUUCAGAAGCCCGUGAGUCUUACCAUCCGAUUGCUCAAAGUGUUGUUGAGGGUAUACUUUCCAAUAAUCUGUAGAAGCAACAAUUAUCGGAUUGUUUAAUGUAUUUGGACGUUUGCAUGUUGUCUUUUUCUGUACUCCUUUACAAUAAAUGAGGUUUAUCUUCA
Molecule: messenger RNA, 717 nt
Organism: Vigna umbellata (rice bean)
Lineage: Eukaryota; Viridiplantae; Streptophyta; Magnoliopsida; Fabales; Fabaceae
Source: RefSeq, a predicted model, not a curated record